Phyllopteryx taeniolatus (common seadragon) is the source of this 7736-nucleotide messenger RNA. RefSeq names its product adhesion G protein-coupled receptor L1-like. Lineage: Eukaryota; Metazoa; Chordata; Actinopteri; Syngnathiformes; Syngnathidae. The transcript is spliced from 22 exons. Bases 1562 to 6658 code for a protein of 1698 amino acids. The record is from RefSeq and is a predicted model, not a curated record. Gene Ontology annotation, biological process: cell surface receptor signaling pathway; adenylate cyclase-activating G protein-coupled receptor signaling pathway; heterophilic cell-cell adhesion. Gene Ontology annotation, cellular component: postsynaptic density; presynaptic membrane; axon. Gene Ontology annotation, molecular function: carbohydrate binding; G protein-coupled receptor activity; latrotoxin receptor activity.
UCUCUCUUCCUCCUACCCUAGGACGUUGUUUGUGGUCAUGCUGGAUGUUGCCCCCUUUUUUUCAUUUUCUUCUGUUCCUUUUACCCCAUUUUUCCCUCCAUCCCUCGUUGUAUGGAAAUCUGUGCUUUUAUCCAAUUUGAUGCAGGUUCUGCACAUACUCGUUCCUUUUUCUCUCUACAUCUACUCUUUUUGCUCUUUCUGUCCUGGUCGAUCUCAUUGCACACGUCAGGCUGUAUUUUUGUAGACGGCUUUCCUGGCGUAUCCUGAUCUUCGUGCAAGCGCAAGGUUCGCUGAGCGUGUUUGCCAAUUCGGCAGACCGGUCUGCGACAAGAACGGAACGCCCGGCGCAUCGACGGUGUGUGACAAUGUGACAAUUUGGUGGCAGAAAGUCAGUCUAAUCUUAGGCCUGCUGAGACCACGUGUAAGUCUGGCGCAGUAUGUGGAGUAAUGCAAUUUUCGCUGAAUUUGAUUGGGACACACGCAGACAGGUACCGAACAUGUGUUGAAUCACUGUGGAAAUCAAUUCACUGAAUGUGUUAUUGUUUAGUUUAUUAUUAUUAUUAUUAUUGCUAUUAUACCUUUUAAGUCAUCCCACUGGCCAGCACAGCUUUUGUGGGGUGGUCGGUUGGGGUUGUACACAAACAAUCGGGGGUGUCGAUGCAUCUGUUCCGUCGACAUAUUUAAGUGGCCAGCGGUUAUCACUGGCAGCUCAUUCUGUACUAGCGCUCGUCGUCUGGUACCACACCGCCAAGAGAGGUGGGAAGGCUCCACUCACGUACGAGUCGCUGCGAUUACGCAUGGUCCUCUUCCGCACGUGUCUCCGUGCCGCGAGCGCGCCACAUUUCAAGGGAAUGAGAGGAGCCGCUUUGGUUGAACAUGAUUGAAAUCAGGUGUAGACACAGCCACAGUGACGUAGACUUCACUCUUUCCGGUACGCCGGCUUGCGUUCGUCUGCAAAAUGACCAAAACACGAUCUAACACGCCUCCGCGCAGAUUUACGCCUCCUGUCGCGCCGGAUUUACGCCGGUCACAAAAAUACAGCCCAUAAAAUCAACAGCUCAAUACAUUCUUUCUUUCUUUCUUUCUUUCUUUUUCUUUCUUUCUUUCUUUCUUUCUUUCUUUCUUUCUUUCUUUCUUUCUUUCUUUCUUUCUUUCCUUCCUUCCUUCCUUCCUUCCUCCUUUCAGUCCUUCCUUUGUUCGUUUGUUCCUCCCAUCCUUCCUUCCUUCCUUCCUUCCUUCCUUCCUUCCUCCCUUCAUUCCUUCCAUCUUUCCUUCCUUCCUUCCUCCCUUCAUUCCUUCCAUCUUUCCUUCCUUCCUUCCUUCCUUCCUUCCUUCCUUCCUUCCCUAGUUCCUUCCUUCCUUCUUCUUUAUGCUUAUUUUGCCUUUUCUUCUCCUAUAGGCAGAGCCCCUUAUUUACCAUCAUAGGAAAAAUAAGACCAAAUUUUUCGUCUGUCCCGGAUCACUGCUCAGCAUCCAGCCACCUUCCUCUCAGCUGGAGGCAGAACAUCAGUCAGGGGCGUGGUGUAAAGACCCUCUGCAGGCUGGUGACCGACUAUACGUCAUGCCAUGGACGCCGUACAGGACAGAAGUGCUGUACGAAUAUGCUUCCUGGGACGACUACCGUCAGAACCGUGUCACUACUACCUAUAAGCUGCCAAGUCGUGUAGAUGGUACAGGUUUUGUGGUAUAUGAUGGCGCCGCGUUUUAUAACAAGGAACGAACACGGAACCUGGUCAAAUACGACCUGCGGACACGCAUUAAAAGCGGAGAGGCGGUGGUGGUCAAUGCCAACUACCAUGACACGUCGCCUUACCGCUGGGGAGGGAAGUCAGACAUCGACCUGGCAGUGGAUGAGAAUGGCCUCUGGGUGAUCUACUCCACUGAAGCCAAUAAUGGACGGAUUGUGGUCAGCCAGGUGAACCCGUACACCUUGCGCUUCGAGGGCACGUGGGCCACGGGCUUUGACAAACGUGGGGCGAGCAAUGCCUUCAUGGCCUGUGGCGUGCUCUACGCGGUGCGCUCAGUCUUCCAGGAUGACGAGGGGCAGGCGGACGGCCGUGUGGGCAAUGAUAUGGUGGUGUAUGCCUAUGACACUAGCCGCGGGCAAGAGCUGCCCAUUCAGAUACCGUUCCCCAAUCCCUACCAGUACAUCUCUUCCAUAGACUACAACCCUAGAGACAACCAGUUAUAUGUGUGGAAUAACUAUUACGUUCUGAGAUACCCGCUUCAGUUCACGCCGCCACCGCCAACUAAAGGUCCCCUUUCUUCUCUGAUGACGACCGUCCGCUCUUACACAGCCACAGUUGCACUGAGCCCCGUGCGGCCAUCAGCCUCCCAUCCAGUGGGCGUCAUCAACCGAGGACCCUUUGACCAAAGGCCGAUAACAGCCAUGGUCCCCCUAACGCCGCGCCCCCCUUUGCGUGUCCCUUUGGUCCCGGGGGGACCUGGUCAAGUGGGUGGAUGUGAAGGAAGGGUGGCCCGAGGAGUACAGUGGCCCCCCACUCUGAAAGGGGAGACAGUGGAGAGACCCUGUCCCAAAGGCUCAUUGGGUAUUGCGUCCUACGAGUGCAUAACAUCACCAGUGAGCUGGAGCUCCAGAGGUCCCGACCUCUCUAACUGUACCUCUCCCUGGGUUAGCCAGAUUGCACAAAAGAUUAAAAGUGGAGAGAAUGCAGCAAACAUAGCUGGGGAGCUGGUCAACCUGACCCGGGGGCGGAUCUAUGCUGGUGAUGUCAGCAUGUCUGUAAAAUUAAUUGAACAGCUACUGGACAUCUUGGACUCCCAGCUUCAAGCCUUGAGACCAGCCAAUAAAGAGUCUGCGGCACGCAAUUACAACAAGCUGCAGAAAAGGGAACGCACAUGCAGGGCUUAUGUGCAGGCCGUGGUUCAGACAGUAGAUAACUUGUUGGGUCCUGAGGCUCUGGUGUCCUGGGCUGACAUGAGCGGUCCGGACCAGUCCCGCUCUGCGUCACUCCUGUUAGAUGCGGUAGAGAAAGGAGCGUUCUUAUUGGCUAACAACCUCUAUGAAGGUCGAUUCAGUGACAGAGCACCAAACGUCGAUCUGGAGGUGUAUGUGCUCAACGCAGAGGCGGACAUACAAGACCUAACGUUCCCGCACUCCUACGAUAGCGACAGCAUCCUGCAGAUCUCGGCUGUGGCCCUGCAGCAGUACAGCAAUAAUGGCCAAGUGAAGUUGGUCCUCUCUCUGUACAAGAACCUGGGCUCCUUCCUGACCACCCAGAACUCCACCUUGCGUCUCGGACUUGGACUCGGACAGGGUUCAGAGGUCAGGCGUAGGAGCCUGGUGGUCAACUCCCAUGUCAUCUCUGCUUCUGUGCACAGAGGCUCCAAUAGAGUGUUCCUCUCUGAGCCCGUGGUGUUCACUCUCAGGCACCUGCAGCUGGACAACCACUUUGGUCCCAACUGCUCUUUCUGGAAUGCCUCAGGGGUGUCUGGGACCGGCAGGUGGUCCACGCAGGGAUGUCGCCUGUUACACACCAACAAUACGCACACAACCUGCGCCUGUAACCACCUGUCCAGCUAUGCUGUACUCAUGAUGUACCAGCAACCUGCUUCUGGUGUGGGAGUAGAGGAGCUUCUUGUCUAUGUUGUCUCCUGGGUGGGCAUCUCUGUUGCUCUGGUGUGUUUGGCCACCUGUCUUACUACCCUAUGCUGCCAGGCAGCACCCUGUCACACUGACCACGGCACCAUCCACUGCAACCUGUGGGCCAACCUGCUCAUAACUGAGCUGCUCUUCCUUGUCGGAUCCAAUAAGACACAAUAUACCGUUGUGUGCUCCAUCAUUGCCGGCCUGCUGCACUUCUCAUUGCUCUCAGUAUUCUGCUGGUUGUGUCUGGAAGCAGUGGAACUGUACAUUUUGCAGCGUGAAGUGUUUGAGGGUCGUAACUCCAGGCGGAAGUAUUUGUACCUGAGUGGCUACUCUGUGCCCGGGCUGGUGGUGGCUGUGUCUGCAGCCAUUGACUUCAGAGGCUACGGCUCAAAAGCUUCCUGCUGGCUGCGAACCGACAAUUUCUUCAUUUGGAGUUUCCUUGGACCGGUGGCUGUUAUUAUCACUCUUAACCUUCUAAUCUUAGUGAUGACCUUACAUAAGAUGCAUAGCACUGCUGCCUUGAAACCAGACUCCAGUCGCCAUGACAACCUGAGGGCAUGGGCGGUGGGCUCGUUGACGCUGCUCUUCCUGCAGUGUGUCAACUGGUCCUCAGGCUUGAUGUUCCUGUCUGCGCCAUCUCUCCUCCUGGCUUACCUCUUUGCCUCACUUAAUACUGCGCAGGGCCUCCUCAUCACUAUCCUGCACUGCACCCUCGCCAGGAAGGGUCAGAAAGACUACGGCCGAUGUCUCCGCCUCUCCAAGUGCUGUGCGACCUCUUCGUCCAGCUCUCCAGACUCGGUGAAGGCAGCCGCGCUGCGCUCCAACAGCCGCUACAGCAGCAGCCAGGGUCGGAGAGCCACGGCAAACAGACAGAGUCGUAUUCGGAGGAUGUGGAACGACACGGUGCGAAGACAAACCGAGUCGUCUUUCAUCGCCGCUGAUGUUAACAGCACCCCGACUCUUAACAGAGCUGCAUUGGGGAAUCAUUUCCUGACCAAUCCAGUCCUGCAGACUCACGUAGGAGCCUCUCCUUAUGACACCAUGUUGGCGCAGGGAUACAAUCAGCCCUUCACCUCCACAGUUGGAACCUUCCGAAACAAGAAAGUUGGUGUGUCACAAAGUCAGGAGUCCUGUGGGUUGGACAGCAUGUGUCUCAACGGAGGCUACACCCCCAAUACCUUCACCCUACAUGGACUCGGGGCAAUGCCCGGAUCCCGAGCUGGAGUGGUGGGCAGCACUGACCUUCUGAAGGAGGGAGGCGUCGUGAUGGGAGGCGAUGACAUCUCCCCUGCCCUGCUAACCCCCCAUGGCGCUGCAGAUCUGGGCACCGGUGUUGGAAUGCGUCGUAACCUGUCUGAUGCAGCGGCACUGGAGAAAAUGAUCAUCUCUGAGCUGGUGCAGAGCAACCUGAGGCCUUCGGGUGACAUGCCUGACCCUCCAGAGCGCUACGGAAGCCUGGCAAGGCCUCAUCAUCUGGACAGAGCAGCCAUUGCUCACACCGCUACACUGACUCGCCACGCACAGCAACCCCAGGAGGGCUGGGCGGCCACCAUGCAGCCCACCAAUCGACCCAACGCACAAGAGGGUUGGCCGCAUUUGAGUCAUCACCUACAAGGUGCUGAGACACAUUCCACAUCACAGGAACAAGAUCAUGGCACGACACCACGCUCACAAGACGGCUGGUCGCACGCACGCACUCUAGGAGAUGCUGAAUCGAUGGGGGAGAGGCUGCAGCUUCAAGGCACUCUGGGUCGUCGCGGGCUCCAGGAGAGACAACAAGCGCGCCCCCCCGAUGUUCAGGCUCGGCCAUACUCCACCCUCAGCCGCACCACUGGCACCCUGUCACGCCACCGCAGCACAGCUGAGACGGGUGGGGCGACAGACAAAGACAGGGAGCGAGACCGAGAUCGUUAUCGCGACAGGCCCUUGCCGCCUCCGCCUCCCCCACCCCCACAGGAGUCGGAGCCCUUGUACAAAGCUCUGGAGGAGCCACUUCUGAUGAAAGCAAGAGAGGCCACUGUAGAUGCUUGGCGAGGAGGGCAGGAUAGGGAGAAGGGUGAGACAUUUUUUCUAAAAAGAGAUGGACUUAUGGAUGAGUGGAGGGGAGGUAACAGAGUAAGGGAGGAGUCUUUUAGCUCUCAAAAGAGAAACGGAGACAUGGCUGAGUGGAGAGGUGGAAUGGAGAGAGGAAGGGAUGAAUCUCAUCUCCUGGAGAAAAGAGAUGGAAGGAUGGAUGCAUGGCGAGGAGCAGUGGAGACAGACCGAGAAGAAACUUUCAUUACUCAGAGAAAAGAUUUUGGAAUUGAGGGCUGGAGAGUUGGGAUAGAGAGAGAGAAGGACAGAGAUGGUUGGAGAGCAGGAAUUGAAAGAGAAAAUGACAAACAGAAAGACAGAGCACUAGAUGUGUGGUGUGGUGGCGUCGAUGUAGACAGACAGGAGUCUUUCUUGUUUGAGGGCAAUGAUGGGUGUCUUGAUGGGAGGAAAAGAGGAAAAGAUAGAGGCUCUCUAAGGUACCAUGGCGACCGAGAGGAUUCCGAUGGCUUUACUCUGCCUCUGACCCCUGAUCUUGACCUUGACCCUGACACCGCACCAAUAUACGGCCAGGAUUCAAACCCGUCGCCACUCUACCCCGGGGACCGGCGAUCACCACCUCUCGGUCUCUUCCCACGAAGCUCACCCCCAACUAACAUCUUUGCUGCCCGAGACAAUAAUUCUCCUCCCAACAAUCCCUACUCCCGCCACUCCCCCCAAGUCUACAGCCGCAGUAGUUCCCCUCCCCGCUUCUACAGCCGCACCUCCCCUCCUACGCUCUCCUACCCUGACAGUAGCCCCGAAGUUCCAGAACAGCUCAGCCCCACCAGUCAGCCCCAGCAGCCCACCCUGGAGCUGCCCUACAGCCUUGGGAGACCCCCUCUCGGCCCACGGCCCAAUCACCUGCAGACCUUUUAUCAGCCACCACCACCGACGACUAACGGAGAGGCUCUAUACACGUCUGAGCCCUCUUCGGAAGGAGAAGACGGCCAGAUGCAGCGGGUGACGAGCCUGUGACUAGGGCGGUGGUGAUCGGGGCAUAGAAACCAGGGAGGUGGAGAGAAGCACAACCAACAGUGUUAAAGAUAACAUUAAACAUAACGAAGAUGAUGAUUCAAUUCAAUUGUCCGAUGAAGGCAACGAUGAUGUCAGAGAUGGCUCCUCCCUCCUUCUAUCUCCCGAUCACCACGAGACUCCCCCUUGCCCCUUCUCAUUUUUUGUUACUUUUCUAGAAGUGUGACUCAUUCAUCAUACCUCUUCCUCUGCUCUCCUUCCCCGAACCCUCGCCGUGUCUUCCCGCUAUACAGGUACUUUAUUUCUUACUGGCCCAUUGUCUGACUUUCUGUUGGUCCAUUGGCCGGCUGUCGCCCUUCCUCGUAGCAAGAGAACAAUGUCGUGACAGAUCAAAAACACUUGUGUGUUACCAAAAAACAAAUCCUUUCAAAGAACACAUGCAUGACUUUCUAGUGGCUUUUACGAGGCCACGCGUACUGUAAGAAGGAAGUGCUCAAGUGCAAGUGAACGAAUGUGUGUGUAGCUUGAUGAGCAUGCGUGUGUAAGGUGCGUAUGUGUGUGUGUGAGAGAUCAAGAGUGGGUGCGUGUGUGUGUGUAUAUAUAUAUAUAUAUAUAUAUAUAUAUAUAUAUAUAUAUGUGUGUGUGUGUGUGUGUGUGUAUAUAUAUAUAUAUAUAUAUAUAUGUGUGUGUAUAUAUAUAUAUAUAUAUAUAUAUAUAUAUAUAUAUAUAUACACAAAUCUUUUAUGUUUAUGAUUUAGGAUUAAUGUAUCACAAAUUAAUGUAUCACAGUGGACCAUUUUACCAAUGUCAAUGAAGGUGGGCUUUACACACGUGCCCUCCUUCUGAUUUUCAAUUUGUUCCAUCACAUCAAGACCAAAACCUGUCCUCCAGUCACCAUUAACUGUUGGCAAUGGAACAGUUUGCAGCAGAGUUUUCAUAGCAACAGAACUAUUAUCUCCAGAGCAGAUCAUGUGAAACCUCAGAACUUUUUCUGCAACCCUUGAUAUCCUUGUACAUAUUACCCUGAAGUGUUCUAAUUGUCUUGUAUUGCUAUUGAAGUUCGAGUAAACGUGAAAUUAAU